Messenger RNA from Metarhizium album ARSEF 1941, 897 nucleotides. Its product is annotated as methyltransferase LaeA. The transcript is spliced from 6 exons. The record is from RefSeq and is a predicted model, not a curated record. NCBI's taxonomy places the organism in Eukaryota, Fungi, Ascomycota, Sordariomycetes, Hypocreales, Clavicipitaceae. Bases 1 to 897 code for a protein of 298 amino acids.
AUGUCCCAAAAUUCGAAUUCAGCCGCUCCCAUUCACGGGACAGUUGAGAAAUAUGGCCGAUUCUAUGGAUUAUGGCGAUAUGAAAAAUAUCUACUUCCGAUCGAUGCGGAAGAGCUUGAUAGGCUGGAUAUGUCUCACAAAUUCUUUACAGUUGCACGGAACUAUGCGCUCUAUUCGCCCCGGCUGACUGAUCAGCGACCGCUUCGAGUUCUGGAUCUUGGCACUGGAACUGGUAUCUGGGCCAUCAGUUUUGCGGAAGCACAUCGGCAUCAGCCCGAGAUCCAGGCUGUGGACCUUCAUUUAAUUCAGCCGGCUAGAAUUCCUCGUGGAAUGACAACAAUACAAUUUGACAUUGAAGAUGAAAAUUGGGACGUCUUGAUGACAAAUUGCGAUAUAGUGUAUCUUCGCGCGCUCUACGGAAGCAUCCACCCCAGCUCGUGGCCGUCUAUUUACCGCAAUAUAUUCAACCACCUGCUCCCUAGAUCGGGAUACGUCGAGCACGUUGAGAUAGACUGGGUAGCCCGUUGGGAGGGAAACGAUAUUCCACGGCAAUCUGCUGUUAAUGAGUGGUCAGACCUGCUUUUGAGGUCUUUGGAGAGGUUUGACCGCGAUGCUAGAAUCGAUUCGGCUGCGAUUCGACGGACAAUCGAGGGUGCUGGAUUUGUCGAUUUCGAGGAAGUGACAAUACCAUGUUACAUGACCCCCUGGAUGGAGAACGAGCAGGCGCAAGAUACUGCCAGGUGGUUCAACGUUAGCUUCUGUCAGGGAUUGGUGGCCAUGAGUCUGAGGCCUAUGAUCGAAGGCCUGGGCAAGGAGGAUCGUUUUGUCCAUGACCUUUGCAGGAGAGUCCACGAGGAAGUUUGCCAGCUGCGCCAUCAUGUAUACUUUACUAUGUAA